GAAUAAACACUCGUCAACUUCCGCUUUCAUUGAUGACUGUCAACAUGUCAAAAUAUACCUUUGGUGACACUUAAAAUUUUGUUAGCAAAGAAACAUAUUGUGCAACUUUAAAAAAAUAGAAGAAAGGUUACAAACAAGAUGAAUUACGACCAGAUUUUGCUACUAUCAGCCAUGUGCUGCAUGUUCACCAUAGAGACAUAUUUGGUUGCUGGCGCCAAGUCCAGAGAUUAUUAUGAGAUUUUGGGACUGAAAAGAAACGCUAAUGAGAAAGAAAUUAAGCGUGCUUUCCGAAAGUUGGCGUUGAAAUACCACCCAGACAAGAACAAAGAUCCAGACGCAGAGGAGCAGUUUCGUGAAAUUGCUAAAGCAUAUGAAGUCCUGUCGGACCCCGAGAAGCGUCGCCAAUACGACACGUUUGGUGACAACAGCGGGCAGCAAGGCGGUAGUGGGGGCGGACAAGGGGGAGGCUUCAACUUCAAUUUCAACGACUUUUUCAAGGGUUUCGAUGAAGCGUUCAAGGCACGACAUGACCAUCCUAAUCAGCAUCAACAGCAUCAUCAAAACCACAAUCAACAUUUUCAGUUCCAUUUUGGCGGUAAUAAUGGUUUCAACUUUGAUGACCUAUUUGAUGAUGACGAUGACGAUUUCUUCAAUAUGGAUCCAUUCCAGAACUUUGAUGCAUUCAAUUUUGGUUUUAAUGGCAUGAACAAUUUUGGUCAACGUCAUAAUCAUUACACUGCUGAACAAAAUGGGCAUGGAGACCCACAUGCGGAGCAUAUGAAAAAACACAUGAACAACCAUGCCAAUAAUGUGCGACAUCAGAAUAUCAAGAUAAACACUCAAGGUGGCAGAAGAUGCAGAACAGUAACACAGCGCAUUGGUAACACUGUCACAACGCGCACAGAGUGCUCCUGAGACUGCGUGGAUAUAGACACAGGCUGAAUCUUGGUGUCGAGUCAACUUCUGUGCUGUGCAAUAUGAGGAUAUUAACCAUGUUGAUUGUCAUUUGUUAAUUACUGAUUAUUGGGUCAGUCAUGUUGAUUGUCAUUUGUUAAUUACUGAUUAUUGGGUCAGUUUCAAAGUUAUUCAGGCAAAGGGUUCUUCAUGAAAUGUUGUCUCCAAAUAUUUUCACUGAAAGUGUGAUAUGUACAGUGAUGCAAUUGUUAUAUUAAAUGAUUUAUUAAAUGGUUUUAGAUACAUGUAAGAGGCUAUGUUAAGUACAUACAAAGUUACUAUGUACCAUGAUAAUUUUUAAGAAUUGGGGUUGAAUAAAAAAUUGAAGCUAAGUCUACUUAAUUUAUGAAAACUGAUGUAAAAAGAAACAGGUUAAGCAACAUUCUGGGAAAACCCGGCUUAACCCUUUGCAUGCUGGGAAAUUUUUUGUCUGCUAAAAUGUCGUCUUCUGAAUUUCUAAAAUUAGCAUUUUCUUCGAUUUUUUUCAAAGAAUACCAUCAGAAUAUCAAACAGUUUGGAUCCUGAUGAGACGCCACGUUCUGUGGCGUCUCAUCUGGAUCCAAACUGUUUGCAAAGGCCUUCAAAAUUCGGUUCCCGCACUGAAAGGGUUAAUGCAUGUGUCUAAAGUGUUGUCCACUUAAUGCAUGUGUCUAAAGUGUUGUCCACUUAAUGCAUGUGUCUAAAGUGUUGUCCACUUAAUGCAUGUGUCUAAAGUGUUGUCCACUUAAUGCAUGUGUCUAAAGUGUUGUCCAUUUAAUGCAUGUGUCUAAAGUGUUGUCCACUUAAUGCAUGUGUCUAAAGUGUUGUCCACUUAAUGCAUGUGUCUAAAGUGUUGUCCACUUAAUGCAUGUGUCUAAAGUGUUGUCCACUUAAUGCAUGUGUCUAAAGUGUUGUCCACUUAAUGCAUGUGUCUAAAGUGUUGUCCACUUAAUGCAUAUGUCUAAAGUGUUGUCCAGGCUUUAUGCAUGUGUCUAAAGUGUUGUCCACGAUUGGCUAAUCUGGGACAACACUACGGACGUUUAUUAAGCCCCAUUUUCCCACUAAAUUUAUGAAAACUGAUAACAGCUGAUGUCAAUAGAAACAGGUGAACAAAUGAGUGAGUGUAUGCAGAUAUUAUUUUACACGUUCAUGGGUUUUAUUUAAAAAAUAUUCAAUAUAAUAUUUUUGUUCCUUUAAAUAAAAUGCAUUCACUCUUUCAUAUGAUAUCUUUAUUUUUUUAUUACACAUUAUGUUACCGGUGUAUUUCAAAACACAAAUUGAUGUUGUCAAAAUGCAGGUGAUUUUGAGUUAGCAGAUAUAUUUAUUGUCCUAAAAAGAAAGAAAUGGUUUGGAUUUAAAGUACAGAAUUAAUGUAAGUGAUGACUAAACAUGGAAUAGUGAGUCAAUUUUUAUACCUUCAAUUGUCUUAUUUUAGAAAUAUGCAGUAUUGGAUAAUAUACUUAGUUUUAAAUUCUACUGCUGUCCAUGGAACAUUUUUGCCAGUUAUGGGUGUGACUUGAUGUUUCAAAUGUAUAAUUGACCCAGAUUGGAGUGAGCAAAAAAUUAAUGAAGUUCAUACGUUUAAGACUGAUAAUACUGCAUAUAAUUGUAAUGAUGUAAUCGCAACAGUAAGUUACAACAUUGAAGUAAAAUGUACCUCCCUGAAUGUUCUUAAACAAUCUGCAUUUAAAUAUCUUUAUAUGUUUUGAUAACUAUUUGAAAUUGAAUUGUUAUAUAUUUAAAUACAUGUUUUUUCUAUUGUAAAUUAAUAAUUAAAUAAAUAUUAAAAUAUGUUGUAACAAUAUCAUAUUCAUAAAUUAUUUAUCUAGAAUGGGUUAUAAUUGUAUAUAUAAGGAUCAAAAGAACUAAUGGAUGAAUACGUCUUGAAGAUAUUUUUAAUGCAGUGUUGUUUCGUAAAGUUUGUUGGAGAUGAAUUUUUGUAAAGGUAUCAUUUAACCCUUUACCACUUAGAUAUGUAUUUUAACGCCAUUUUAGUCCCAUCAAUAAAUUUAAAUUUAAUUAAUGACCUUUCAUAGUAGAUUCAAGUUUUAAAGGCUUGACAUUUCCAACUCUUAGAAUAGAUAAUGAUGAGCCGCAAACAGCAUAAAACCUGAACAGACUGCGAGUUUCUCACAGGCUAUUCUGGUUUUAUGCUGUUUGCACAUAGCCAUUUUCACUUUGCCUCUGAGUGGGAAAGGGUUAAAAACAGUAUUAUUCAAUAUGCAAAUUUCCAAAAUGAUUACAUUAUUUGAAGAAGCAAAAGAAUUUAAACUUUCAAUUUGAGUUUAGAGUUAAUGGCUUGUAAAGAAUGUUUGCUAUUUAAUAAAUUGUACAUUAAAGAUGCCACAUUACAUUCAUGGCCUUCUGUUUACACAUGGUAUUGCUUAGUGGUGGGAGAUGCAAUAUAUUGUGUAUGUACUGUUCAUUAUCAGUGCAUAGUUGUUAGUUUCAUCUGUGUUUGAGUGAUGCAUUUAGCAUGUUUUUUAUAUAGUAAACACAUGUUUAUUUAUUGCCAGACUAUUAUAGAUUGUUUGCUAUGUACAUGUUUAGGAGAUUUUGAAGUUCGAACUUUUGGUCAAGUAAUCUUUUUUUUUUUUUUAAAUGUGUACACGAUUUAUAGCAAUAGUUUGCUAUUUGGAUAUUAGUGUCACAUUUACCUUAAAAUCUACCAAGAAAGGAUUCAAUACUGUUAUUUGAUUAAUAUUUUCUAAUAUAUGUAGUAUUGUAAGAGAUCCAUACUUUCCUUCACAAAAAUGAAGUCAGUUUUUUAAUUAUUUGAAUAAGCAUUGAUUGAAUUCAAUAAAUAACACUUCUGUGUUGUUAAACACAAACUUUUUAUGUAGAUACUUAUUCUAAUUAAGUAACUUAUCAAAGUAGCAUCAUAAAAGAUCACAUAAUUAUGUUUCAGACUGUUCGUAAAUAUGCAAAUCAGAAGUCAAUGUAUAUAGACAAUGUAUGUUAAUUAGUAUUGCAGUCUCAUUUGGACUUCUAAAAAUAAAAUUAACCUGUAUUUUAAACUGUACAUGAAUACUUGUAGUAAUAAAAUCAAGUGUGCAGCCUAAAUGUGCUUGUAAAACAUGUUUGUCAGAGUUGACUGCUGCUGUUUGUAGAGGAUUCUUCUUGUUAACAUGCUGCAUUGUUGAGAACAUUGUGGUAUAACUUUUGAGGAAACGUCGAAUAACGCAUGUAUUUGUAUAACAUGGCAUUAUGAGGUAUCUUUCUCAUUUAUAGAGACACAGAAAAUAAUAGUUUUUUUAAAGAUUUAUUUGAGAAGCAAUUAUAUUCACAUUAUAUUCCCAGAAUGCAACAAUACAACACAUUUUAAAUGUUAGAGGAAACUUGGACUUUAACAUCUAUAAAGUGGCAUAUUGUCAAAUUGUUGUUUAAAUAUGGACGAAUUAAGAUAUUGCUUAAAAGUGUAUAUUGAUUAGCAAGGCAUGUGUCAUACAAAAGAGUGAAAUACAGUACCUUUAUUUCAAAAUAAUUGGGACCGCCAAAAAUGGUUUGAAAGAAAAAGCAAUGGUCACUGUUGUGAUUCAUAAUAAACUAGUACAUCAUUCUUAGAUAAUUAUGUAUAUAUUGAUUUGAGGGUUCAUAAAUACUUUUAAAGACGUUGUAAAAAUUAAUAAAGUGUGCAUUUCUUUGAUUUUGCAUUUACAAAUUAACAGUCCAUAAAGCAGAAACCACUUGGAAAUGCUUUGUAUCCAAUGUGUCAAUCGAUACUAACUUGGUAAGCAAGAAAGAAAUACAAGUUCGGAAAUCUUUGUGUGCAAAUGUGCGACUGUUAAAUAAACAGUGCAAUAAUGUGCGAAAACAUUGUAACAAAACUCCAGUUUGAAGAGAGAUAAUUUGAAUAGAAAAUUGAAAUUAAAGAUGUAUAAUUAAGUUUUAAAAAAAGAAAGAUAAAAAUAAAUAUUGUGCAAGUAGGAGCCCUAUUUGCAGAUUGAAUACAUGGAGAGUAAGGUUUAAAUCCAACACUGAAUGUGGCUUGCUUUUAGGUUAAUUAAAUUGUAUUUUCAGUUUCAUGUAUAAUUCACCAUUAAUGACUAUGUUUCUGAAAAUUUUAUUUGAGUUAAUACUUCCUAUUAAUAUAUGAGUACAUGCUUGUAUGAUAUAUUUGCCUGCUUUAAUUGAAUGUGUGAAUGCAAUUACAAUGGUGUUGCUUUAAAUUGACUGCUUUGUAAUAGUUCCUUCAGGUAAAACAAAGUAAGACUAUUGUUAAUGUACGGUGCUGUAGUGUACAAUGUCUAUGUAAGACAACUAACCAUCUUGCCUUGUGAUUAAAUUAGUUGUAACAAAGAUACAAAUGUAUGUUAUUAUCUCCCACAAAAGGCGGAGGGAUAUAUGCAUAAGUCCAUCUGUCUGUCACAAAAUUUAUAUUUAGCGUGGUACUGUAUAUCAAUUCAAAGAAUUUGCUUGCUGUUCAUGCUAUAUGUAGUGAAAUUAAAUAGUGCAAAGAAUCAUUGUACCGGUAACACACUCUGUUUUAAAACACUUUAGCUUUGACUGUGUUUAUUUUCUGAACAAAGAUUUAAUUGUGUAAUUGUGAAUUUAAACAUAGUUUUAUGUCCAUAAGCACUAAAUAAGGGAAAAGGUUGUGAUUGAUUGUAUUUUCUUAAUAAUAAUUUCAACUUGAAAUGUAUGACAUAAUUAUUAGAUUUAUAAAUGCCAAAAUAUUUGGGAAAAAAACGUUUGAAAGGAUAUAUCCCCUCAAAUUCUUGGUGCUGUAUAACAUUUGUCGGGUUUAUGAUGUACAUGGCGGGUUUGCGGAGGGUUUUGGUUGCUAACGGCAUCAUAUUUUAAGACAUACUUAAUUUGUUGUUGAUUCUUAUUUAUUAUUACUAUUAUUACUUGUAUUCAUAAGUUGUUGCCAUACAGGACAAGUAUGUGUUUUCUUGAACUGUUUCGUUCAUACAUUUAUCAUUAUGUAAAUAUCUUUUCACUGAAUGUUAUCAUGGUAGUGGUAUACAUUGUGCAGUCAUUUGUUGAACAAGACAUCUAUUUGUUCUGUCCAUAUGAAAAAAAUAAAAUCUGAAAAUAAAAACAUA
Messenger RNA from Dreissena polymorpha, 5981 nucleotides. Its product is annotated as dnaJ homolog subfamily B member 9-like. NCBI's taxonomy places the organism in Eukaryota, Metazoa, Mollusca, Bivalvia, Myida, Dreissenidae. Gene Ontology annotation, molecular function: misfolded protein binding; protein-folding chaperone binding. The transcript is spliced from 4 exons. The record is from RefSeq and is a predicted model, not a curated record. The coding region runs from base 139 to 915 and encodes 258 amino acids. Gene Ontology annotation, cellular component: endoplasmic reticulum.